UCAAUGAAAGUGCCACCGUGGCCUUAAAAAGACAAACCCACAUUAUUCUCACAGUGACUGUCCGUGUUUUUCUAACCGACAUAACAGUGUACGUAUGGUGUAAUGUAAAUACACACUCUAGCUGUGUGUCGGAUAUAUAUGUUUAUGUAUGUACGUGUGUUUUAGUGUAAGUAUUCAAUCUGGAUCACCGCAGCAAGAGAAGCAGAGGCAAGAGAGAGGAGAUCUCUAAAACCAAACUCCUCUUGUCCAAAACCAACAUGUUCUCCAAGUUCACCUCCAUCCUACAGCACGCUGUCGAAGCGCUUGCACCGUCACUGCCCUUGCAAGAGGACUUUGUCUAUCACUGGAAGGCCAUCACACAUUACUACAUAGAGACAUCAGAUGACAAAGCUCCAGUGACGGAUACAAACAUUCCCUCCCACCUGGAGCAGAUGCUGGACAUUCUGACCCAGGAGGAGAGGGAGAGAGAAUCUGGAGAGACGGGACCCUGUAUGGAAUAUCUUCUUCACCACAAGAUCCUGGAGACGCUCUACACCCUGGGCAAGGCUGAUUGCCCUCCUGGAAUGAAACAGCAGAUUCUGAGUUUCUACACAAAGCUACUGGGUCGAAUUCGCCAGCCACUCCUGCCUCACAUCAAUGUGCACAGACCUGUACAGAAACUUGUCCGUCUGUGUGGGGAGGUUCUAGCUGCUCCUACAGAGAAUGAAGAAAUCCAAUUUCUGUGCACCGUCUGCGCCAAACUUAAGCAGGACCCUUACCUUGUCAACUUCUUUCUGGAAAAUAAGAAUAAAAGGUUGGAGGCUGCUAAAGCUAGUGGAUCUGACUUAGUGAAAGAGGAUCCAUCCUCUCCAGACACAGGACAGAAUCAGAACCAAAAUACCAGUCCAGUCAAAUCUGCUCAGGAAGAUGCAGUGUGUAAAGCCACCAGCCCAGUUGAAGCUAGUCCCUCCGUCCAUUCUACACUGUCAAACAAUGACAACUACAACCUAGUCAGCUCCUUGCUCAACCUCACUAAGAGUCCAGAUGGUCGUAUUGUAGUGAAGGCAUGUGAAGGGCUGAUGCUGAUAGUCAGUUUGCCUGAACAGGCUGCAGCCCAAUGCCUCACAGAGAACACCGAGCUCAGUCAACUACUCACAGACCGGCUGGCACAGUUCUACCGGGCCCUACCCCAGUCCAUGGACCCUCUUGACAUUGAAACUGUGGAAUCUGUAAAUUGGGGGCUGGAUGUGUAUAAUCUAAAGGAGGAUGCAGUGGCUUUUGCUGGAAAACGUGCACUCAUUUCCUUCUUGUCAUGGCUGGACUACUGUGAUCAGCUCAUCAAAGAGGCUCAGAAGACAGCUGCUGCAGUUCUGGCCCGAGCCGUGAGAGAGCAAUUCUUUGUUGCCGUAAUGGAACCUCAGCUAAUGCAAACUUCAGAGGUCGGUAUUCUUACGUCCACCGCCCUGUUAAACAGGAUCAUCAGGCAGGUGACAUCAGCGUCCCUGCUGCAAGAGACCAUUCACUUCCUGUUGGGAGAAGAAACAGCACCAGAGACACUUGCUGGCAUUACCCAGCAUCCCCUGAGACACCGACUCAUAGAACACUGUGACCACCUGUCAGAUGAAAUCAGCAUCAUGACUCUAAGGCUCUUUGAGCAUCUGCUGCAGAAGCCGUGUCAGCACAUUCUGCAGAACCUGGUGCUGCGCUGCUUAGAGGAACGCAAUUACACAGAAACCAAACAGCCUGAGGAACGAGAGGAGCGAGAACACAUGGAGAACGGCCAACCGCAUGACACUGUAGAUUUGGAGGAAGACCCACUAUUCUCAGACUUUUCCCCUGAUAGCAGACUCUCCAGUCCUGAUUGGUUAAGCUGUUCUCCACCACUGAGCACAGAAAAUGCCAAACCUGAUGGGAAGACAGAGGUUCACAAAAUAGUUAACAGUUUCUUGUGUUUGGUGCCAGAUGAGGCAAAAUCUUCCAGUCAGGUUGAGGGCACAGGCUAUGACACCUAUUUGAGAGAUGCACAUCGACAGUUUCGUGACUACUGUGGGGUUUGUCAGAGGUGGGACUGGCGUAGCAGUCUCAAACCCUUUGAGAAGUGUAAUCUGGACAGUCCAUUUUUCGAGGGACACUUCCUCAAAGUGCUGUUUGACAGAAUGGGACGAAUCCUUGACCAGCCAUAUGAUGUUAACCUGCAGGUGACGUCUGUGCUGUCUAAACUUUCUCUAUUACCUCAUGCUCAUCUUCAUGAGUAUCUGCUCGACCCAUACAUUAACCUGGCGCCGGGCUGCAGGUCUCUCUUCUCAGUCAUUGUCAGGGUGGUUGGAGAUCUGAUGUUGAGAAUUCACCGCAUCCCUGAAUUCUCUACCAAACUGCUGCUGGUGAGGAAGAGACUCCUGGGGCUCGAGCCAGAGGGAAUGAGCAUUGAUCACGUGACAUUGCUCGAGGGGGUCAUUGUUCUGGAGGAGUUCUGUAAAGAGCUUGCCGCUAUCGCUUUUGUCAAAUUCCAUGCAUCUGCCUCCACUUCUCCCUGAUUGUUUCGGCGCUGUACGCAGGACACGCAUGGAUUAAUAAACCGACGAAAGGGGACGGAUGACACUGGAAUGACAAAACCAAACUGCACUCAACCCUUAGCACAGACUGCAGCCUGCGGCAGGAUGUGCAUUCAAGGAUGUUUCUUGCACAUUAUCUCGGGUUGGUUCCAUAACUGAGGCAGAGCAAACUGUUCUGAUAAAGACAGUUUGGACUGAAUUGCGACUAACAGGAACAGUCCAGCUGGAGAGGAGAGAGAGAGUGGAUUUUGUAGCAUUCAUAUUUAAAAGAAAAAAACUAAAUAACUAAAGAUUGAAUUGUAAUGCCAAAACAAUAAGUAGGAAAUGAUAUCUACUUAAAUCCGAUACAAGCAAUGAAGACUUUUAAGAAAGUUAAAUAUGAACACGCUAAAUCUUAAUUAUUAAUAAUUUCAUUGUUCAUUAUUAUUUGUUGGUCACAGUAUCAAAGAUACUGUUAUUUUGCGUUCUCUGUUCUUCUGAGAUAAAAUCACUCUAGUUGCACUAGAAUGUCAAAUGUAACAAAUAAAAAAGAAUUCGGAUGUAAAAUCACAUAUCUCAGGAUUCAAAGUCAAACUGUUUUUAAACAAUUGGUGAAUCAAAAUUUUUUUUAAGCUAAUCCUUUCUUGUUCAUUCCAGUGUUAUUUGCUGCUGUUCGUCUUUUAAACCAAACUGAAAGCAGCGUGGACUCUGAAUCGAAGCGAUCAAUCUGAAUCGAACCGGACAUAUUUGCAUUCGUAAUGCAAGCCGGAUUCAGCUCCAUUUAUACGCGCAUAUUUAUUUAACAGUGUUCCUAAACCAUAUCGGUGGUUAAACUUAAUUUAUGUUUUGUGUGUGCCUUGGUUAAAGCUAGUAGCUGUGUCUUUCAUCCUGUAUCAUGUUUUUUUUUUGUUUUUUUUACUGGUUUAAGUUUUGGUUUAAAGGAAUAGUUCACUGACAAAAUGAAAAUGUUAUCAUUAUUUACUUGCCCUCAUGUUCUUCCGACCCUGUAUUAUUUUAUAUUUUGCUGUUAAACUCAAAUGGAGAUGUUAGGUAGAAUGUCCGUGCUACUCAAAAAAAUGAGGGGUUGGUCAUUAAUACUGUCAAACUCCAAUAAGCACCAUAAAAGUAAUUAAUAUGACUUGUUUAAUACAUCCAAAGUCUUGUAACGACAUCCAACAACAUGCAGUUAUUCAAUGAUAAUCUUCCCCUCCACCAGAGCGGAGAGUUUCAUUCCAAAAUAGCAUCUUUGGAUGUAUUGUGCCAGGUUUGACUUCAUUGGCAGCAAACACUGUUGGUUCUUACGUUGCAAGUUUUAAUAAUCACGACCGCAAAUUAGAUUUGAGAGUUACAGCAGAAGAUUUUCAGUGAUUAAUUAUUUACAUUUCCAUCUGUUCCUCAUGCAAAGUUAUCAUGUGAUUUGGUAGAUGUGCUUAAGCCAUAUGGACUACUUUUAUGAUACAUAUGUGGUGUGGUGUUUAAUAUAUAUAUAUAUAUAUAUAUAUAUAUAUAUUAUUGAAUGCAGAAUAGCAGCUCAGUAUCUCUGCCUGACAUCUGUUGUUGUGUUUCAUAGACGAAAGAUAAUAAUACUGGUUUGAAAUAUCAUUUGGGUUAAAUGAUGACAAUUUUAAUUUUUGGGUGAACUAUCCCUUUAAAGGGCAUCUAGCUCAGAGAUGAUCAGAUAGAUUACAGUAUCGCUGCUUCCUCAUAGGGGAAAUAAAUAGCAUUAUACAUUAUGUAUUAUCUGGCAGUAUGGAAUUAUACCAGCAAUAGUGUUAUUCAUCAGGCUGCUCUUUUCGUACGCUCCUCUUUGAAAAGGGACACACUGGUCUAAAAACGCACACUGUGUACAAUUGGCAAAGAAGGCACAGCUUGAAAUAGAUUAUUUUUUUUUUCCUCAUCAAAAUGUGUUUCAUCAUGGUUUGUAUUUAUAGUCACAAGAGUUGCACACUAGUGUAUAUUUGUCCAUUUUACAUGUGCAUAAGCAUUAUGUCUGUCUUUCAUUUUCUUUAAAAAAACCAAAGGAUCAGCGUAGGAGUAGACUGUCUGUCUCGGAGAGAAAGAACAAUAAUGCAUCUUUUUUUAUUGUUAAUCGUGCACAUUUUAUACCAAGUACUAAAUUGUUUUCAAACCGUAGAUUUAAACAAAUGUAAAGUUAUAACCGUAGCAAUGUAUGGUUUGAAAUGCAUGCAAGGUCAUAUGUGUUAAUAUGCAAAGGAAAGUAAUUUCCCUUUCUCUCCCUGACUUCAUCAAUAGUCUUUUUUGUCUUCAGUUGCCUAUUUAUGUGGAUCUUUGUGAUGCCUUAUUUUAAAUGCAGUGAAUGGCUCUGGAAUAUGACCUCUGCCGUCCUUGAUUUGAGUUAUAAGAAAAAUUUAUUCAUAUUUUUAAAGUUGUAAAGAAAUGUAUUUUCAGUUGGUUUAAAAGAAGAAAAAAAAUAAUAAUCUGGGCUUUCUCCUGUAAACGUAUAAAGCUUGUUUUCUCUAUGUAAUUUAUCUGCUUGGAGCUAAAACUGAUUGUUCGACUGAUUUCUACCUAUUUCUUGUACAUGUUGCUCGAUCAUUUGACUUUUUUUCUGUUGAAUUUGAAGCAUCACUGCCAUGGUGUCACAAUAUGACACGUUUUAGGAAAACAAGGUUAAACGUCAUCAUUUUUUAGAUAAAAUGUCAUCUAACCUAUUGCUUGAUUCUGUUGGGGCUGUAAAUCUCUCCCAUGAGAUUUGCUCUCUCCUGUGGCUUUGCUUUAUUCACUUUAGUCCGUCCAUAUUAAAUAUUUGCUUUUCUCAAAACAAAUUGGGUGUGGUUUUGCAGUUUUCUGUUUUAUAUAAGGACAGUUACUGAGAUAAAGCGAGUACUAUUCGGCUGGUCAUGUGGUUCUAUCAUGUAAGCCCCGAUGUGUGGACCCUCGACGUGUAGAAUAAAACAGCUUUUUUAAGGUUACAUACACAUUUGUUCAUAAUUCCUAACCUUUAAUCAUAGAAAACAUUCCCUGUCUUAGGUCAGUUUGGAUCACUACUGUAUUUUAAAAAUGUAAAAUGUCAGAAUAAUAGUAGAGAUAAUUAUAUAUUUCAGCUUUUAUUUCUUUCAUCACAUUCCCAGUGGGUCAGAAGUUUACAUACACUUUGUUAGUAUUUGGUAGCAUUGCCUUUACAUUUUUCAACUUGGGUCACAACAUUUUGGGAGCCUUCCACAAGCUUCUCACAAUAAGUUGCUGGAAUUUUGGCACCUCCAGACAGAACUGAUGUAACUGAGACAGUUGUGUAGGCCUCCUUGCUCACACAUGCUUUUUCAGUUUCUGUCGGAUUGAGGUCAGGGCUUUGUGAUGGCCACUCCAAUACCUUGACUUUGUUGUCCUUAAGACGUUUUGCCACAACUUUGGAAGUAUGCUUGAGGUUAUUGUUCAUUUGGAAGACCCUGGCUGAUGUCUUGAGAUGUUGCUUCAAUAUAUCCACAUAAUUUUCCUUCCUCAUGCUGCCAUCUAUUUUGAAGUGCACCAGUCCCUCCUGCAGCAAAGCACCCUCGCAGCAUGAUGCUGCCACUCCCAUGUUUCACGGUCAGGGUGGUGCUAUUCAGCUUGCAAGCCUCACCCUUUUUCCUCCAAACAUAACGAUUGUCAUUAUGGACACUUCAUUUCAUCAGAAAAGAGGACAUUUCUCCAAAGAGUAAGAUCUUUGUCCCCAUGUGCACUUGCAAACUGUAGUCUGGCUUUCAGGUUAUAUCGAUAUAGGAUUUGUUUUACUGUGGAUAUAGAUACUUGUCAGCAUGUUUCCUCCAGAAUCUUCACAAGGUCCUUUGCUGCUGUUCUGAAAUUGAUUUGCACUUUUUGCACCAAACAUCGUUCAUCACUAGGAGACAGAAUGCGUCUCCUUCCUGAGCGGUAUGAUGACUGCAUGGUCCCAUGGGGUUUAUACUUUCAUACUAGUCUUUGCACAGAUGAACGUGGUACCUUCAGGCAUUUGGAAAUUGCUCCCAAUGAUGAACCAGACUUGUUUUCACAAUUUUAUUUUCUGAGGCCUUGGCUGACUUCUUUUGAUUUUCCCAUGAUGUCAAGCAAAGAGACACUGAGUUUGAAGGUAGGCCUUAAAAUACAUCCACAUGUUCACCUCCAAUUCAGUACACACCCUGUCAGAAGCUAAUUGGCUAACGGUCUGAAGGCUUGACAUCAUUUUCUGGAAGUUUCCAAGCUGCUUAAAGGGACAGUUAACUUAGUGUAUGUAAAUCUCUGACCCACUGGAAUCCAUUUAAAGUGAAUCAAUCUGUCUGUAAACAAUUGUUGAAAAAAUUACUCAUGUCAUGCACAAAGUAGAUGUCCUAAACAACUUUCUAAAACUAUAGUUUGCUAAUAUAAAAAAAUGUGGAGUGGUUUAAAAAAUGAGUUAUAAAAUAUAAAUAAAAAUAUGCAGAACACUGGUAAACACUGAUAAACACACACACACAUAUAUAUAUAUAUAAAUACAGUACUAAACGUAUAAAUGUUUUUAUCAAUGAAUAAUAUAAUUGAUUUGUGCCUACAUAAUUUUUUGCAUAUGCAGGACACUGGAAACUCUUUAUAAUAGCUAAAUUGUUGUGCCGAAAUUGGUCACCUAGAGAAAACGGUGACUAGAGGUCGCUGUUCAUCAAAUGAUGGUGCGAGAACGCGCUUAGCGCACAUGCACGUAAUCGUGAGCGCGCUUGGAGAGUCUUGACAAUGCUGCGGAGAAACAGCCGCAUCCAGUGAGCGAUGCUGUAAAAACGGGUUCAUUUGCUUAAAGAAAUAUCCUUAUUAGACAAGCUGUCCGUGCUCUGUCAUCAUGAUUGUU
Messenger RNA from Xyrauchen texanus (razorback sucker), 7302 nucleotides. Its product is annotated as FHF complex subunit HOOK interacting protein 2A-like. Bases 258 to 2513 code for a protein of 751 amino acids. The transcript is spliced from 17 exons. NCBI's taxonomy places the organism in Eukaryota, Metazoa, Chordata, Actinopteri, Cypriniformes, Catostomidae. The record is from RefSeq and is a predicted model, not a curated record.